Molecule: messenger RNA, 930 nt
Organism: Colletotrichum orchidophilum
Lineage: Eukaryota; Fungi; Ascomycota; Sordariomycetes; Glomerellales; Glomerellaceae
Product: GDSL-like Lipase/Acylhydrolase
Exons: 4
Coding region: 1-930 (309 amino acids)
Molecular function (GO): hydrolase activity, acting on ester bonds
Source: RefSeq, a predicted model, not a curated record
AUGACGCGUGGCUAUGUCAUACUGGCAGCGUUACUCGCACCGGCUUACGCCGCAGUUCUGCCGCUGCAACGCCAAGCCGCGAUCUCUUCGUUUUCUAGCAUUGUAGUAUUCGGUGACUCGUUCAGCGAUAACGGAAACGGUUCAGCUCGAGUGUCGAAUAAUACUUGGCCUACAGACAAAUACUACAACGGCCGUUUUUCAAAUGGCAUAGUCUGGGCGGAGUACGUAGCAGCCAACCUCUCGUUACCACUCUACGACUACGCGGUUGGAGGUGCUACUACUUCGAACGAUCUCGUUCAAGGUUACACCGGAGCAGAUGGAACUAUCGCAGUGCCUUCCGUUGUUGAUCAAGUCGUCUCGUUCUUGGGAAAGGCAUCUCCCCGAGGGGAAGCCUUCACGGCGUCCGAUACGAUGGCAUUGACGACGCCAUUAUUUGUUCUGUUUGCUGGUGCCAACGACAUCCUGUUUAACGCCAACAUCAGUGCUUCGCAGUCGUAUCAAAUUCUUCACCGAGCAGGAGCAGAAUUGCGCGACGCGAACCCUAAUGCCAAAGUCUUGACUCUAUCGCCACCAGACAUCUCCAGACUCCCCUACGGUUUCUAUCUGGAAGACGAUUUGGCGAGGAUCCAGUUGCGAAGUUUCGCCGAUCAGCUGGGAGAACUACUCGACAGCUCAAAGACGGGAGCUAUCAACGUUGAUCUUCGGCCGCUCUUUGACGACUUCGAGUACUAUGCCUCGCCUCGGGCAUACGGAUUCGAGCCGCUGGGAAAGUAUGGAAGUUGCCUCGAAGGUGCAUAUGGCGAGACGCCUAAUGUGACGAUCUGCGGAGACGCAAAUAGGCGGGUAUACUGGGACGAAUACCAUCCUACAACUCAUACACACUCGUGGAUUGCCGAGGAGGUUCUGGACGUUCUUAGAGGCCCGUUUUGA